Messenger RNA from Thamnophis sirtalis, 442 nucleotides. The record is from RefSeq and is a predicted model, not a curated record. Lineage: Eukaryota; Metazoa; Chordata; Lepidosauria; Squamata; Natricidae.
GGAGCAUCGUCCAGCCUGGUGGUCAAGUUCGCCGACACGGACAAGGAGCGCACUAUGCGCCGUAUGCAGCAAAUGGCGGGCCAGAUGGGCAUGUUCAACCCCAUGGCCAUUCAGUUCGGAGCCUACGGCGCAUAUGCACAGGCACUGAUGCAGCAACAGGCCGCCAUUAUGGCCUCCGUGGCGCAAGGCGGAUACCUAAACCCCAUGGCGGCCUUCGCAGCAGCCCAGAUGCAACAGAUGGCCGCCCUCAACAUGAACGGGCUGGCGGCCACCCCCAUGACGCCCACCUCAGGUGGCAGCACGCCUCCAGGCAUCACUGCACCAGCCGUGCCUAGCAUCCCCUCCCCCAUCGGGGUGAAUGGUUUCACUGGUCUCCCGCCACAAGCCAACGGGCAGCCUGCAGCAGAAGCCGUCUUUGCCAACGGCAUCCAUCCUUACCCAG